CCCUUCUCGUUUUCGUGAUAUUUCUCCCUUUUCCGUCUGGUUCUACACCUGCUUCACAGUAGUACUGUCUGCUUCAGAGCCCCGAGCCGCCGUUUGCCACGAGAUCUGCCGCCGCCCCCUCAUUCGCACCUAGUUCGCGCCACAAUGGCCUCUCCGGCUGUCAAGAAAGCAAUCGCUGAAGCAGCUGCGCAGUACGCAAAGCCAGAAGGGAGGGUCUUUCAGUAUGGUACUGCAGGAUUCCGUAUGAAGGCCGACCUCCUCAAUACCGUCGUUUUCACUGUUGGUUUGCUUGCGGGUCUUCGUUCCAGGAAGCUUAGUGGGCAAUGGGUUGGUGUCAUGGUCACUGCCAGCCACAAUCCUGCAGAGGACAAUGGCGUUAAGCUCGUCGACCCUAUGGGUGAGAUGCUGGAGGCCGAAUGGGAGACCUAUGCGACCAGACUUGCCAACGCCCCGCUCGACAAGGUCGGAGAUGUGUACGAAGAGUUGAUUAAAGAGAUCGAUGUCAGCAUGGAGAACCAAGCUCGCGUUGUUUUCGCCCGCGACACUCGCGCGUCUGGCUCUCGCCUCGUCUCGGUUCUCAACGCCGCACUUACUGCUACGGAGGUCGAAUUCCUUGACUUGAAGUACAUGACCACCCCUCAGCUUCACUAUGUCGUUCGGUGCAAGAACACCCUGGGUACACAGUAUGAGUACGGUGAGCCGACUGAGCAGGGCUACUAUGAGAAACUUGCCGAGGCUUUCAAGAGAGUGAUGCGGGGCAUAAAGAUCAAGGGCUCUUUGACCGUUGACUGCGCCAACGGUGUUGGUGGACCCAAGCUCAGGGAGCUUAUCAAGUACCUGCCCACUGCGGAGGAAGGUGGCCUCGACAUCAAGAUCGUCAACGACGACGUCAUCAACCCUGAUAGCCUCAACUUCGAGUGUGGCGCCGAUUAUGUCAAGACGAAGCAACGUGCUCCUCCGUCCUCCAAGGCCGGUCCUCUCGAGCGCUGUGCCUCACUGGACGGCGAUGCUGACCGUAUCGUUUACUACUUCGUCGAUGAGAGCAACGUCUUCAGGUUGCUCGAUGGCGAUCGGAUCGCCACCCUUGCUGCAUCAUUCAUUGGCGACCUUGCUCGUAGCGCUGGCAUCGCACAGAAACUUAAGAUCGGAGUCGUGCAGACUGCUUAUGCCAACGGAUCUAGCACUGACUACAUUGAGAAGGUGCUGAAACUUCCCUCCGUUUGCACGAACACCGGUGUUAAGCACCUUCACCACGCCGCUUUGCGGUUCGAUGUCGGUGUCUAUUUCGAGGCCAACGGGCACGGCACGAUCACCUUCUCCGAGAAUGCCUCGAAGACGAUCAAGAACACGGAGCCUCAGUCUCCUGCUCAGCAGCGCUCGCUCGAGUGCCUCCAAGGCUUGACGGAUCUGAUUAACCAGGCUGUUGGAGACGCCAUUUCGGACAUGCUCCUCGUGGAGGCUAUUCUUUCACACAAGGGCUGGAGCCCCAAGGAGUGGCUUGCGACUUACACCGAUUUGCCGUCGCGUCUUGUCCGUGUCGAGGUCGCGGACCGUUCGAUCUUCAAGGCUUAUGACGCUGAGCGUAAGCUCGAGUCACCACCCGGCCUUCAGGCUGAGAUCGAGUCUCUGCAAUCCCGCUACAACAAGGGAAGGAGCUUCGCCCGUGCAAGUGGUACGGAGGAUGCAGUGCGUGUUUACGCCGAAGCGGCGAGCCGUUCCGAGGCCGAUGAUCUCGCCACCCGUGUUGCCAACGCAGUUCGAGAGGCUGGUGCCGCCAAGGAACCCUCUUCCUAGGCCACUUGUGGAGCCUACCCGCCAAGACCACAUGUCAAUGUACGGUGGUUCAAGCGGUUAGGCUGACGAACAACAGUAUCACAUCUGGACGUGCAGUACAGACAUGCUGUAGAAAACCGAGUUCUAAGAUUUCCUGGGAACUUUGAUGAAUGAAUUCAUGAUCUUAACUUAAUUCACACAUAAGCAGAAGAAUUUGCAUCUCACUUUGCGCAUCUUUAUAGUACCUUGACGUCUAAAUCUACACAGUUUACAAGAAAGCAUAUAUUCGGCCUCUAC
Aspergillus aculeatus ATCC 16872 is the source of this 2070-nucleotide messenger RNA. RefSeq names its product phosphoacetylglucosamine mutase PCM1 (gene agm1). NCBI's taxonomy places the organism in Eukaryota, Fungi, Ascomycota, Eurotiomycetes, Eurotiales, Aspergillaceae. The record is from RefSeq and is a predicted model, not a curated record. Gene Ontology annotation, biological process: carbohydrate metabolic process; UDP-N-acetylglucosamine biosynthetic process. The transcript has 6 exons. The coding region runs from base 145 to 1794 and encodes 549 amino acids. Gene Ontology annotation, molecular function: phosphoacetylglucosamine mutase activity; magnesium ion binding.